This is a messenger RNA of Rhincodon typus (whale shark), 559 nucleotides long. Its product is annotated as extracellular sulfatase Sulf-2-like. The transcript has 4 exons. Gene Ontology annotation, molecular function: glycosaminoglycan binding; N-acetylglucosamine-6-sulfatase activity. The coding region runs from base 44 to 559 and encodes 171 amino acids. Gene Ontology annotation, cellular component: plasma membrane; cell surface; endoplasmic reticulum. The record is from RefSeq and is a predicted model, not a curated record. Lineage: Eukaryota; Metazoa; Chordata; Chondrichthyes; Orectolobiformes; Rhincodontidae.
UCUUUAUGUUCUUUGUCAUAGUUUUCCCUCUAAACAUAAGGGAAUGAAAGGAAAGCUCAAGCACAAAGGAGCUAAUCACCCCUUCAAGAAAGGAAGCCAAGAUAAAAAUGAAAAUGCUUGGAUGUUUAAGGAUGAGAGAAAAAGGAAGAAGCUGCGCAAAAUGCUGAAAAGGCUACGAAAUAAUGAUACAUGCAGUAUGCCUGGCCUCACUUGUUUCACACAUGACAACCAGCACUGGCAGACACCCCCAUAUUGGACAUUGGGACCAUUCUGUGCUUGUACCAGUGCGAAUAACAACACUUACUGGUGUUUGAGGACCUACAAUGAGACCCACAAUUUCCUGUUCUGUGAGUUUGCCACUGGUUUCUUGGAGUACUUUGACCUCAACACAGAUCCUUACCAGCUGAUGAAUGCAGUGAAUACAUUAGAUCGAGAUGUUUUGAACCAGUUACAUGUACAACUUAUGGAAUUACGAACCUGCCGUGGCUUUAAACAGUGUAACCCUCGGACCAGGAAUAUGAGCACAGGUACAGUUACCUACCAGUAUUCCUAUAACUGA